Chanos chanos (milkfish) is the source of this 1070-nucleotide messenger RNA. It is a transcript of the gene pik3r3a, whose product is annotated as phosphoinositide-3-kinase, regulatory subunit 3a (gamma). The transcript is spliced from 8 exons. The coding region runs from base 27 to 1070 and encodes 347 amino acids. Gene Ontology annotation, biological process: phosphatidylinositol phosphate biosynthetic process; insulin receptor signaling pathway. Gene Ontology annotation, molecular function: 1-phosphatidylinositol-3-kinase regulator activity. The record is from RefSeq and is a predicted model, not a curated record. Gene Ontology annotation, cellular component: phosphatidylinositol 3-kinase complex. NCBI's taxonomy places the organism in Eukaryota, Metazoa, Chordata, Actinopteri, Gonorynchiformes, Chanidae.
AACACGGAGCAGCUUUUGGAGCGAAAAUGUCAUAUCCUACCGAACUUCUGUUUUACAUCGAAAUGAACCAAGUUCCCUCAGGACCUCCAUUUGAGCUGGUACCAGUGUCUGAUGAUUACCUUCUACCCCAUGAAAUGCCGAGCUACUCAUUAGAGGAUGCUGAGUGGUACUGGGGUGAUAUAUCAAGGGAGGAUGUUAAUGAGAAACUCAGGGACAUGCCAGAUGGUACUUUCCUUGUCCGUGACGCGUCCACGAAGGCGCGGGGAGACUACACGUUAACUCUGAGGAAAAGCGGCACCAACAAGCUUAUCAAGAUCCACCACCGAGAUGGGAGGUAUGGAUUUUCAGAGCCGUUCACCUUUGGCUCUGUGGUGGAGCUCAUUGAGUAUUUUCGGAACCGGACGUUAGUCCAGUACAACGCAGCUCUUGAUGUCACACUCGCCUACCCUCUGUCCCGUUUCAGACCGGACCAAAUUGUCAAGAGUAAGAGCUGGGACACAACUUCAGAGAAACUUCUGGAAUAUUGCCAUCAGUUUGAAGAAAAGACUCAAGAGAACGACCCUCUGUUCAGCAUCUACACAAAGACAUUACAGAAAAUCCAGAUGAGGCAAAAGGCCAUCGAGGCUCUAAACGAGAUGACCAAGAUCUUUGAUGAGCAGCAUCAUUCACAUGAUGACUCAUUGAACCAGACAGGAGAUCCUUACCUGACGCAGGAGCAUCCUGAGGAGUACCAGGCUCUCCUCGAGGAGACGAGCUGGUUUGUCGGCGACCUGAGCCGGGCACAGGCGGAGGAGCUACUCAAGGGGAAGCCUUCUGGAGCUUUCCUGAUCCGCAGCAGCAGCAAGAAGGGCUGCUAUGCCUGCUCUGUUGUGGUGGACGAGGAGGUGAGACAUUGUGUGAUCUACCGUACAUCACGUGGCUAUGGUUUUGCUGAGCCCUAUGACCUGUACAGUUCUCUGAAGGACCUUGUGUUGCACUACCACCACACCUCUCUCGUCCAGCACAACCGAGCUUUGGAUGUGCGGCUUGCCUACCCAGUCCACAUGACUGCACCCAGCAUUCAGAGCUAG